Dermacentor andersoni is the source of this 2455-nucleotide messenger RNA. RefSeq names its product techylectin-5A-like. NCBI's taxonomy places the organism in Eukaryota, Metazoa, Arthropoda, Arachnida, Ixodida, Ixodidae. The record is from RefSeq and is a predicted model, not a curated record.
AUGUUUUCUCGUCUGGCGCCUCAAGCGACUUUACGGCACUGACCUACCGAGCCCCUCUGUCGGUGUCUUGUUUCGUUGGCUUGCUGAGCUAGGCGAGUGCUUACAGCGGUGACAGAAAGACGGAUGGUUGCAGACAUGCGAGAAAGUUCUGAGAAAGAGAGCCUGUCCCGGGAUAUCGGGUCAUUGAAAUGCAUGCGCCCUUCCUUUUCUUUUUGUCUGCCGGCACGUGUCCUCGGCAGACGUCGGACAGUGUGCGGGAAUAUAUGAGAGAGCGCAGUAUUCUGUGUGCGCCCUGAGCAGGUUGCGGGCACAAGAGAUAUCCGAAUUCCGGGCAGCGCAGCAUUUUCGUCACAGCCCCGUCAAGGCGACAAGUUUCUCGCACGUUUAAGAAGCGUCCUGGACCCUGUCCUGCACUGGUAACGAAAUGGCGGGCUACGUCACUUUCAUCUGCGCCGCCGCCGCCGCUGCAGUCGCAACGGCGCAGUCGUCAGCAGUCGCAAGAGCCUCCAUUGACCAGGCCGAGGAACGUGUGCGGGAACUGGCACAGUUACUCGAUUACAUAAAAUCCACAAUUCAGCCUCGCCACUGCACCGAUCUCUUACACGCUGGUCAGCGCUCCAGCGGAGUCUACAGCGUGUUCCACACGGCUGCUGGACCGCUGGGUCAGAGCGUCUACUGCGAUAUGGAGACGGAUGGCGGAGGCUGGACGGUGAUUCAGAGGAGAGGCCAGUUCGGCAACAGCGUGUAUCACUUCUACCGAAACUGGACAGAGUACGCGAAUGGAUUUGGAAAUGCAAGCGAGGAGUAUUGGAUCGGAAACAAGGCGCUGCGCGCGCUCACUUCAGACGACGAGGCAAUUACUCUGCGUGUCGUGCUGAGCAACAGGACUGGAGACAGCGCAUUCGUGGACUACGAGAGCAUUCGUGUUGAGAACGAAGAGAACCUCUUCAAGUUGCGACUCGGAAAGCUGUUGGGACCGGAAGGCUGGGACGCACUGGCGAACGGCAAUGGUCAGAAUUUCUCCACCUUCGAAAGGGACAAUGACGGGGCGCCAUCUGAAAAUUGCGCUGCCCGGUACCGCGGUGGCUGGUGGUACAACAGGUGCCACCUCGCCAACCUGAAUGGCCUGAAUCUGAACGGACCGCACGACAGCUUCGCUGACGGCAUUGAGUGGAGCUUGCGGGGAUACCCCACCCGCCUUUACCAUUAUUCAUUCCCCAGUGUGCACAUGAUGAUACGACCGGCUGGAUCGCUGUUAGACCGCCGAAGCAAGCUGGAUUCUCCACCUCCUUUGUGAAGAAGGGAGCAAUAGCAUAGAAAAAAUGGCAAUUAGGUCGCAAGAAAGUCAAGCAAGGAAGAAAGCUAGAAGCAGCGAGUGAAGCCUGCGCAAAUUGUGAGGACUAGAGUCUUUUCGGUGCCGGCGCUUGAGUAGGCGGAGUUCACUGCAGCGUCCCUGGUGCCUCAUGCUCGUUGGACCCGACAGUGGAAAGCUUUACAGCUGUAGCGUCUUCAUUUCUGUGCAAAAUCACACUGUAACUCCCCCCCCCCCCCCCCCCCGCCCCCUUCCCCCCUAGAAAGUUCGAUUAAAACCGUCUGUGUCCCUAUGCCGGGGGCCUACGGCUACACCAUAAUUCUGCAGGAAAGAAACAUUGGCUUUUUGUUUAAAUAGACAAAAGCUUCAGCUAACGCCUCUAAGAAAGUAAGGAUUUUAUGACGAAGCAUUAAAAAAGACGAUAGAAAUCAAUGCCUUAUUUUAUGAGAACACUAAGUUCAACUCGAAAUAAAACAUCUUCGCUCUAAACAGUUCUUACCCGCCGUGACGGUCCGGUGGUUAUCAUUCCACCGCUGAGGAUGAGGUCGCGGGUUUGAUGAACUACGGUGGAGGCAGUAUUAGGAUCGGGUCGGAAUGGGCAGAACGUUUGUUUACACAGGUUUAGGUCCAACUAAAGAACCCCAAGAUGCCAAAAUGUCAUCCAGAGUGCCCCAAUGUGGCAUAUGUCAUAGACUGUGUCUUAAUUGCUUCAUGACCUUGAACCUCAUGUUUUAUUUCAGUCAAUGGAUACUUUGCUACACCGAAUCCAUAACAGAACUACGUGCUUGUUGCUAGUUCGCAGCCUGAAACUCUAAAAUAACCCGGCACUUGUACUUGGAUACAGGCUAGAAAAAUGUUUCUAGCAUUUCAUGUUUUCUUACGAUAGUAUAACUUCCCAUCAGGCUUUGCUUGCGCUACUUAGAAUAAUAUUUGAUAUUUACAUCAAAACUGAAUUCAACGGCAGGGAUAUCCUUAAGCAGGUCUCCAGUUUACUUUGCGUACGGACGGCUAUGGGCGCUGGAGCACUGUUCUACUGGCCGCAGCACCAUAUCUUAUCAUGAUGUGGAACAGUGGUGAACCACGGCCGGUAGGCAAAGAUACUCCACACGGCACCGUUGUGGAGGACGAGGGCAACGCUGCCCG